Molecule: messenger RNA, 7365 nt
Organism: Drosophila takahashii
Lineage: Eukaryota; Metazoa; Arthropoda; Insecta; Diptera; Drosophilidae
Source: RefSeq, a predicted model, not a curated record
GCAGCAACAGUGCGAUGGAUGCGACACGCUUUGGCUUUAUAAGGUGAAGCCCGAAACUGGAGCAGCUCAGUUCGCUGUUGGCUGGCGUCGCUUAAGGUAGUAGCUCAAUUCAACAUUCCAACAUUCAACUUUCAACCAGCGGAUCCAGAGGAAGUCCAGAGUCGGCAGAGUCUCCCAGAAGUCAAACCAAACCAAACACCCAUCCAAUCCAAUCCUCCUAGACCAAACCCAAGAACCAACCGACGGCAGUGUGAAAGUGAGUGCGCGAGUGCCAAAUGAAAUGAAAUGAAACGAAACGAAUAAGCCAAGCUAAGCAAACUCGACCCAACUAAAACAAAUUGGAUUGAAUUAAAUUGAGAGAGGUGGAGCAGCAAUUAAAAGCAAAUUGCUUGCAGCCAAAGGACGAAGGAUAAAACGGGGGCAAAACGACGGGAUCCGCCCGUUUAUGUCACGCUGCAUUUGCACAUAAUUGCAAACUGUUGCGCGGCCUGCAGUUUCGCUUUUUAUUGCCAGGCUAUAAAAUAAAAAUCCAUUUGCCCGAAACCAUUUUGCCCACUAAAAACCCCCGACAACUGUUGCACAUAGGACACCAUACCAUAUAGGACUUAGGAACACAGAAUACCGAACACCACACUGCACUUGGGGGGCCACAGGACAUAACCAUUUCUUUUACGAUCUCAGCCUUGGUCAUGCCCCAUUAAAUAUGCUUUUGGUUGUUUUGUUCAAGUUGAAACGGAGAGCGAAAAACGAAAACCGAAAUACGAAAUACGAAAAGUGCACAACCGACAAAUUAUGCUAAAAUAAAUAUUACAAAAAGCAGACUAAAAAACGAAAAAUAAAAAAUCCCAAAAGGAGGAGCAACUUCCAGUCGAAAUUUGCAUCAGAAAUUCCGAGUUCUGGUCAAGAACGAGCAGCGUGUCAAUUUAUGCAGCCAUAAAAGUUAAAGGGGAACUCGAGAGCACCAGAAAAAAUAUAAAACAGGAAAAGGAGUCUCCCCAUUCUGCAGUCGCAGCAUUAGAGGACGUGCCCGGACUGCCAACAUGAUGUAGUAGACGCGGAGUCCCCAGCAAGGACAACUCAACGAGACAGUAGCACACGCUGUUGCUCUGAUGAUGCCCCAUUUCUAUUGCCAUCGACUUGUUUGCGUCUGCGAGCCUUGAAAAGAAAACGACGAAGGAGCGCGAGUCUGGACCAAUUUAUAAUCGUGAAUUGGGGAGAAACAUAACGAAUUGGGUAGGCAAAUCCCGGGCGCAAGUUUUCCAAGUGAUUAAUUUCACAAAAAGACGACAAGCGAAGCAACUCGAGCCAAUUACACCAGCCAGCCAGAUAGGAAAGCCAGAUGCCGCCAUGAGUUUCCUCAGCUCCAUGCAGCAAUAUGUAACAAGUGGCAUCUCGAGUCUGGGCCUUGGCAACCGUCGCUUCUCGCUUUCGCGUCAGGAGUCGAGUGAGCAGCAGUCGGGGAUCGGAGGCGCCACACCUGGCGGCCUCGUUUCCGGCCAGCAGCAGCAGCAGCAGGCGUCGUUUCCGCAGCAGCAACUGCAACAGCAGCAGCAGCAGCAGUCACUUCCGCAGCAGCAGCAACAGUUGCUGUUGCAGCAGCAGCAACAACAGCAGCAGCAGCAACAUGGCCACGCCCCCCUGCAGCAACAGGCGAGCAUUGGCAGCGGACUGGGCGUCUACGGCACCCCCGCCCCGCCCACCGGGGUCGUGGCAGCGUCGGGGGGCGGCAGUAAUUACCCCUCCGGAGGCGUGGUAAUCGGCAAUCCAAAUGCCACCAAUCCAUUACUGGGCUACCCGAAAAUACCAGGUGGGGCUGCGGGACCCGGCAGUCCCUCGACAUCCGCCUCCGGAGGGGGCGGCGGAACUCCCCAGUCGCGUCGCCAGUCGCGGGCCCUGGAAUGCCUGGCCCCGCCCCGCACCGGAUCCUUCAGGCAGCGCAACUCGCCGCUCCACCAGCCGGAUCCGCCGCCCCGUCCGCCGUUGGCCUUCUGCAAACGCCGGCUGAGCUGGCCCGAAGUGGAUCCGCGCUCCAAUUCCGGAGUUCAGGAAACGGACGGCUCGUACUUUGAGAACUUUACAUCGCUCGGCUGGAAACGUGAAAAUCGUCGCAUGUCGGCCACGCGUGCCGCCGAAGCACGUGCCGAGGCUAAUCCGGAGAACGAACGUGAUCCGCCGGCGAGCGAGGAGUCCAUUGACCGCCAGGACGAGAAGGAGAAGCUGUACGCGGAGGUCCUGCAUACCAUUGCCAACACGGUGGGCGCCCCGGCUCCAGGUGGACAGUUUGCACAUUACAAGGACGAAAUGUAUCUGCACGCACAGCGCGCCUUCGGUGUCAAUCCGGAUCGUCAUUAUCGACUGCUGCACGCCUCCGCCGAGGAUAAACCAAAGAUAAUCGUACUCUCUGCGGUGGUAAUCGAGGCUGAUGGCCUCGAGGCAAAGGAUGCCAAUGGUUUCUCGGAUCCGUAUUGCAUGCUGGGCAUCCAGCCGGACGAAAACGGCGGUCCGCCCGUGUCGCCGCUGCCGCUGCCGCCGACGCCGCGCGCCCUCUCGGCGGACAUGAGCGGCGGCUUUGAUAACAGCGCCACGGACUCACCGCCGCACCGCAAGCACAGCUUCCGGCUGAGCUUCAAGCGGCGGGAGGCGGGACGGCGGGAGCAGCGCGACUCACUGGGCGGACCGGUGCCGGCCAAGCUCAUCAAGGCGACCAGCAUCAAGCCCCACACGCUGACCCCCAAGUGGAACGAGAAGUUCAAAUUCGACAUAGAUGACAUCAAUACGGACACCUUCCACCUGGACAUUUGGGACCACGAUGACGAAAGCUGCGUCAUGGACGCCGUUUCGCGACUGAACGAGGUCCGUGGGGUUCGCGGACUGGGGCGCUUCUUCAAGCAGGUGUGUCAAUCGGCUCGCCAGGGCUCCCAGGACGAUUUCCUGGGAUCCGUGAACAUUCCGCUAUCCGAUAUCCCAUCCACCGGUCUGGAUGCUUGGUUCAAACUGGAGGCACGCAGUCAUCGGAGCACCGUUCAGGGUCGAAUCCGGCUCAAGAUGUGGCUCUCGACCCGCGAGGAUCGGAACACUGUUGCCGAAGAGAACCACGAGCAGCAAAUCCACAAGGUCGAGCAGCUCCAGAGGGUCUUCAUGCAGCACGAGGUGACCACGCACGAACCCUCAUGGACCUGGUGUGGUGACCUCCCGGGUCCGGCUCUGACCAUUCUGCAUCAGUUGGCCGUGCAGGGGGAUCUCUCGGACUUGCACUGCGCCAUGGCCAGAUAUGUGGCUGCUGCCAAAUUGAAUCGCUCCACCCCGCUGGACCCCAAAUUCCUCCAUCGGCUGCUCAGCGACGUGGAGAAGCAGUGGAAUCAGCCCAACCAAGAGGCUCUCAGUCGAGAUCUCGAGCAGUGGCUGGCGGAUGCCAUGAAUGGCUUCGUGGAGCGCUCCCUCAAUCAGAUCCGUCGACACCGGGACAUCUUCCCCGCCCUCAAUCCGCCCUCGCUGAUUCGCCUGGAAUUCCUGCUGCGCUGCCUGGGACUCCUGGGCUCGAUGAGAGCCUUCCGGGCCGUGUGUCCCUUCAACAAGGGCGUCAGGGGCGAGGUGGUCAACGCCCUGCGCAAGGGAUCCGUGAUGUGGGGCCAAACGGUGAUGCGGGAGUCGCAGGGACUGCCCAAUCCAUUAUCGAAUUUCGUAACAACAUUAACGGCCGACAUUCAGCUGGGACAGACGUACUAUCAUGCCCUUUUCGACAACACGAAUGGCAUACAGUACUUCAGCAUCAUCUACAAACAAUACGAUGCGAUGGUGGGCGAGGAGGUGUACAGCCGGAUGGCCGCUGGCCAGGUGCCCGGGGUGCGGAUGAACCUCUCCCAGUACGCCGUGCUCGAGGGCGAUGCGGAGCCGGUGGACACGAAGCCGUUCGAGCUUUUCCUGGCGCUGCAGGAGUUCUGCCAGCUGAAGCGACACCUGUCCGCCCAGCCGCAGCCGCCGGAGAAGCCGCUGGCGCUGAGCAACAGCCACGAGUGGUUCAUUCCGACGCUGGAGCGCUGGAUGAUGGUGAGCAAGGCGAAGGCGCUGCAGAGGAUCAGGGCGGCCAUUCGCAUGGACGCCAUCUGCGAGGGCGAGCGCAUUGUGCGCUACAGCAGCUCCUCGGUGGACACGGCCAGCACGCUGCUGAACAUCAAGGAGUUCUGGAAGGUGAUGAACUGGCCGGACGAGGAUACGGCCAUCAUGAUGGAGUCGCAGCUCAUCGAUGUCGUCUGCUCGGCGGCCAUGCACUAUUGCGAUUUGAUUCACACGGCUCUGGCGGAAGGUGGUUACUACGAGCAGCAGGGUCCCUUUCGGUGCUCCGAUGAUAUGUGCGUCACGGUGAACAAUGUGGAGUAUGUGCGUCGCACUCUGGCGGAGUUUCGAUCGGAUGAGCAGCCGCUGGAGGAGUCGGCCGACAACCUGCUGGAGUCCAGUCUCACCCACAUGGAGAACCGCUGCGAGCGGAUCCUCUCCAAGCUGGCUCCGCUCAUGCAGAUGUCCCUGCAGAAGGCCAUGUUCCAUCUGGCCUGGUCACCCGACUCCCUGCCCGCCAAUCAGGCGAUUGUCCCGCUGCUGGAGUACCUGGACUGCCACCUGGCCGCCCUGAACAGCGCCCUGCUGACCAAGAACUUCAAUCGAUCGCUGCGCUUCAUUUGGAAAACGGUGCUGGGCGAAAUGUCGCGCCAGAUGGAAACCGGCGAUGAGACGGACAAGCCGACGCAUUUCCACAAGCGUCUGUACGAGGCCCUCCAGCUGCUCAUCGACUUCUUUCACGCCGAGGGACAGGGACUGCUGCUGGAGUGCCUGCACACCGAGGACUUCUGGCGCAUCGAGCAGCGGCUGCAGUUCCACAAAACGGACACGGAUCGCCUCAUCGAUAUGUUCUACAUGCAAAGGCUAAGGGAGCAGCUAAUGGCCGUCAUGCCUUCGCCCUACGGAUCGCUGGCCGUAAGGGCGUACUUCAACCACGAUUCGCUGUGCGUGGAGGUCCUGCAUGCCAGGGAUGUGGUGCCCCUGGAUCCGAACGGAUUCAGCGAUCCCUUCGUGGUCAUUGAACUCCUGCCCCGCAGGAUUUUCCUUCACUGCAUGGAACAGCAGACCAAUGUGCACAAGCGCACUCUGAACCCCGUUUUCGACGAAUGCUUCGAGUUCUCGGUGACCCUGGAGCAGUGUUUAACCGAGGGUGCCAUGAUCUGCUUCACGGUGAUGGACCACGAUGUUCUGACGGCCAAUGACUUUGGUGGCGAAGCCUACUUGGCCCUGGGCAACAUUCCCGGAGUGGCCGACUACAGCACGAGUGUGGACAACUUCCAUGGGCUGAAGCAAAUCGAACUGCCACUCAUGGAGCAGAAGGAUAAAUGCAAUCCCAUUUUGCAAAUCCUCGAGGUGCGAAUCAACGACAAACAGGCGCAGGACUUUGUGCGCAAGCAAAAGGCGCGAUUUAUCAAUUGAUUUUAAAGAGGAUAGAAAGAAAGGAAACAGGACUACCGAACGAACCGUUUGUAAAACGCUUUGAAACCACGACGAAAUUGCGGAUCGAGCAAUGUAAUUGCAUCGAUGGCGACGAUGAUAACUUAACCAAAGCUAAAUUGUAUCCAAUCCAGCAUUGUAUGUAUUGUACUUAAUCUAGUUGUUUGACAAAGACUCCUCCUUCUCUUCAGUUUGUAAAUGUUAGCGAAGAAUCGAAAUUCAAAUGGUGCAAAAGUGACGAGUAACACUAAUGUGGAAACCCCGGGUUCCCUGCUCUCUACACUAAACGUUGCUUGAACAAAAUUACGGAUAAAUUAAAAACUAAAAACAAAACACAAAUUAGGGACUUAUUAGAAGCCUAGCAUUGCUGAAAUUGUCACAAUUGGGCAAUCAAUGAAAAGUAAUUAGCCAACAAAAUCACAAAUAUACGAACACACAAAACUCGAGCUACCUACUCCAGCACCCAGAUGCGUUUUGAAGACUUUUACCAGAAACAGAAACACGAUUAAGAUAUGUAAGUAAGGAUUAUCGUCCUUGAAAAAGCGCAAAUAUCACAUAUACACAGAACAUUUUUUGGGUCAAUUUAAACUAUACGAAUAUAUCAGCAACAUGUAUACCUAAAUAAAUAUACCAAGGACAAUUCAGCAUCUUUUCUACCAUACGCCAGGAAACAAUCAAAAUCUGCGUAACUCUGAGCUUCUUGAGAAACCCCCCAAACAAAUACCAAAAAACACGGAACAUAAUCACACCCAGACAUACAGGACAAAAAGCUAUUUACAAUACAAAUAAUUAUGAGAUAUAUGUACAUGAUUUGUACAUUUUAUAUCACGCCCAAAGGACAGUGUAACUAAGUCUAAAGUAUAUUUGUAAACUAUUUUCUGAGCACAGAUUUUGUAUAAAUUUAUUAGACACGCGCUUGUCCCCCGAGAGGCAGCCUUCAGCUCUUUUGCUUAUACACAACUUAGGGCUUUUCCCCGUUUUACCCCCUUAACCCUCUCAGAAACCCCCUAAACACCACCAACUUUUACCAAACACUCUUCCCCAAUUGGUUUUUCCACCCAGAAGGUCUCGCUUCUAUUGUAAAUUUUGUACUAUAUACAACGGUCUCGAUAAUGAAGGAACCUAAACCUAUACACGCGGUUAGCUGUGUAUAUUAUGAAUAAUGAAAGAAUUGUUGAAACUGUAACUCUUAACUGUAAACUGUAGCAAGAACUUUUUAUACCUUUCGCAAAGGAGGCAGUAGGCGUGGCUGAGGACAAUUUUAGAGAAGAAAACUAAAGUUAAAAAACACUCAAAGAUGCACAACAAAGAUGAAAAUCCAAGUCAAAUUACAACUAUUUUUAAUAUUUACACUUAACUCAAGCGAUCUGCAAGAAAUUUCAUGAUUGUUAAUUACAAAUGGAUGGAGUAUUAUGCAAAAAAAAAUUAUGAAUAUAUAGAUAAAUGGAUAAAUAAUUAAUCGGUAAUCAAGUAUUUAGUUUGUAAGAGAAUUGUUUGGUUUGGAAUACUUGCACAGCCUUUCAGAUCUAUCCUUUUACUUGUCAUAAGUUCGGUUUUUCUUCAACUUCGUUAGUCUGCCAUCGCCAAGACAUCGACAGUGAUCGGGGAAAUUGCGAUCCCCAGAGACAAACAUCGAAGUAGAGUCAACGCUGUACGAUCACUAAUUCAAAUGCUCUAUGUGCUGUGUUUUACCAAAGCUCCUCCUUCACUCAGUAUCUUCCAAAGGGCACUCGUUACUUUGAAACUCCCCACUCUUCGAACUGCUAUCUUCCAGAAUUUUUGUGCAGCAAAACCAGUAAAGAGAUAAAUAGUUAAAUGGAUAAACAUAAAUAUAGGCAAGAGUUUGCUGUACUAACCAACCAUAACUACUGUGUU